CCGAUUGUUGCAUCGUCUCUUAUGGGAAUUUAACACAGGCAUUGGCCGAUUAAUCACUAUAUUUAGUCGGUAGUCCCGAUUUUUACCGAUCAAAUCGGUUGAUUCGUCGUUCGUUUAAAUUGGUGUGCACGAAAUUCCACUAUUAAACAAGCUAUUUCGUAGGAAUGAUAUUAAAUAGGGUGGCCUGUGCUAAAAUCUCAUAAGCGUAGGUUGCAACAAUCGGCCGAUUGUACCCGACGAAAUCGGUCGAUUCCAGCUGUCAAAUUUUCUACGGGGAUCAUUCGAGUUGAGCGAACGAGCAGACGGCUCUGGUGGGAAAGGAGCCUUCGUGCAGCAGAGGGAAUAUGAUUCCAAAGUAAACGCGAACCAGAUAUCGAAAAUCAGGCACCACAAUAUGGAGAACAACGAUGAUGAGAUGCAAAUUAAAGAGCUGGAGAGCGACAUUCGAACGUUGCGAAAGCAGCUCAAAGCGAAGGUUCAACAGCUGAAGACCUUGAAAAAACAUUUUCAGAAAAAUUGCAUCAACAAGUUGAACAACAAUGAAAUCGCUCGGUACAGCCGUCAAAUCAUUCUCUCCGAAAUCGGCGUCCAGGGUCAGCUGAAGUUGAAGCGGGCGUCUGUGCUGAUAGUCGGUGCCGGAGGGCUCGGCUGUCCCUCUGCACUCUACCUGGCUGGAGCAGGGAUUGGACGGAUAGGCAUCCUAGACUACGACGAAGUCGAGCUGACCAACCUGCACCGGCAACUUUUGCACACGGAAGCUUCCGUUGGGCUAACUAAAGUGCAAUCUGCUCAGGCGUAUCUGGAGGAACUCAACUCGCAGAUCGAGAUAUUGACGCACCACGUCCAGUUGUCCAGUGAUAAUGCCUUGCAAAUCUUGCAGCCGUAUGACAUCGUUGUAGAUGCUACGGACAAUGUCGCCACGCGAUAUCUCCUGAACGAUGCCUGUGUUUUACUAAAGAAGCCCUUGGUUUCGGGUAGUGCCUUACAGCUUGAAGGACAGCUCACGAUUUACAAUUUCGAUGGGGGUCCAUGCUAUAGAUGCCUUUUCCCAAAUCCUCCUCCACCGGAGACGGUUACAAACUGUGGCGAUGGCGGUGUCCUCGGAGCAGUGACUGGAGUUAUUGGAGCCUUGCAAGCGUUGGAAACGAUCAAAAUAAUUCUCGGUAAUGCAGGAGUUCUAUCCGGACGUCUCUUACUGUUCGACGGACAGCAAAGCACUUUCAGAAACUUGAAGCUUCGAACGAAAAAAGCAGAUUGCGCCGUCUGUUCCGACAAUGCCUCGUUAACCGAACUGAUUGACUACGAACAGUUUUGCAGCAUGAAGGCCACCGAUAAGGAUUCGCAUCUGAAUCUUUUGGCAUCACACGAGCGCAUCACUGUCCAAGAGUACAAGCGUCUGGCGGACGGCAACGUACCCCAUCUGCUGGUAGACGUGCGGGGUGCGAACCAGUUCCAAAUUUGCCAACUUCCAACGUCAAUAAACGUUCCGAUCGACGAUAUUCUGAAGAACCGACGAACGACGGAACUGACCCGGAUGGUGUCCGAGGGCGGUAAUGUACCCGUGUUUGUCGUUUGCCGACGCGGGAACGACUCGCAGCUAGCCGUGCGCCAUUUGUUGGAAUUGUUCAAAGAGCAAGGUUUGCAACCGCCGCGGGAUAUUGUUGGCGGCCUGCACGCCUGGACCCACAAUAUCGAUCCGGAGUUUCCAAUUUAUUGAUUGUCGUUGAGAAAAUAUACUUUAGCAGUUAUACUUAA
This is a messenger RNA of Armigeres subalbatus, 1755 nucleotides long. RefSeq names its product adenylyltransferase and sulfurtransferase MOCS3 (gene Uba4). Lineage: Eukaryota; Metazoa; Arthropoda; Insecta; Diptera; Culicidae. Gene Ontology annotation, cellular component: cytosol; cytoplasm. Gene Ontology annotation, biological process: tRNA wobble position uridine thiolation; protein urmylation. The transcript is spliced from 3 exons. Bases 395 to 1717 code for a protein of 440 amino acids. The record is from RefSeq and is a predicted model, not a curated record. Gene Ontology annotation, molecular function: URM1 activating enzyme activity; adenylyltransferase activity; thiosulfate-cyanide sulfurtransferase activity.